Messenger RNA from Xiphophorus maculatus (southern platyfish), 2115 nucleotides. RefSeq names its product hyaluronoglucosaminidase 2 (gene hyal2). The transcript is spliced from 4 exons. Gene Ontology annotation, biological process: carbohydrate metabolic process; hyaluronan catabolic process. The record is from RefSeq and is a predicted model, not a curated record. The coding region runs from base 349 to 1761 and encodes 470 amino acids. Gene Ontology annotation, molecular function: hyalurononglucosaminidase activity; hyaluronoglucuronidase activity. Lineage: Eukaryota; Metazoa; Chordata; Actinopteri; Cyprinodontiformes; Poeciliidae.
AGGAUGUCCGGAGAGCUCCCCCCUCUCUUCCCGGCCUGAAUGGAACAUCCUGAAAAUGGUUUGAGCUUUUCUGACUGAAGGAGUUUGAACUGACAACAUCGCGGGGGGUAAGUUCACUUUUCCCCGCUGCAGUGGCCGUGGGAAGACCGGGAGCCGAGCUGACACGGUCCAACACCCUUUCUUAUGCCUUUCUAAAGUUUCCCCAUCAUAGCUUCCUCACCCGGAGGAAAUGAUUGUUUUGGAGAGACGCGCCUGAAGUUUCUGGGAUUUUUUUUUUUUUUUUAACGGGAAUGCUUCCCCAGUCUGCUGUUAAAGGGCCGAGAAGGACCUCGAGACACAACUGAAGACAUGUUGUAUUGGACUCUGCGUGACUGGAGAGUACAGCUCCUGAUUGUUCUGCUCUGGGACGGCGUCUGCUCUUCGGAAGUGAAACCUACACCAUGGCCCCUGUACUCCAAGAAGCCCCUUCUCCUCGCCUGGAAUGUCCCGACUCAGGAGUGUGGCCCCUGGCAUGGCGUUUCUUUCCAGCUGGACCAGUUCCAGAUUGUGGCCACGCCAAAUGAGGGCUUUGUCAGGCAGAACUUGACCAUGUUCUACCACGACCGCUUGGGCUUGUACCCCUACUUUGAGGUGGAUGAGACGCCGGUGCGCGGUGGGCUGCCACAGGCCGCCAGUCUCUCGCAGCACCUCAGCGAAAUGCAGAAAGGUGUUGAUAAGUACAUACCAAACCGGGACGCUGUAGGUUUAGCGGUUAUUGACUGGGAAGAGUGGAGGCCUCUUUGGAUACGAAACUGGGGAUCCAAAGACAUCUACCGAAAACAGUCCCGUGAACUGGUGCGCCAGAAGAACCCAACUUGGUCCGAGGAGCAGGUGGGAAAAGUGGCCCAGCUGGAGUUUGAGAUGUCUGCUAAGAAGUUCAUGCUGGAGACGCUACGCCGCGCCAAACACCUGCGGCCCAACACUCUGUGGGGGUUCUACCUGUUCCCGGACUGCUACAACCACGACUACCUGCGCUCCCUGGAGGGUUACACAGGCCGCUGCCCCGACGUGGAGGUGGCCCGCAAUGAGCAGCUGAAGUGGCUGUGGACAGAGAGCACGGCGCUCUUCCCCUCCAUCUACAUGGGCAAAGUGCUGCGCUCCUCUUCCCUAGGACGGCAGUUUGUGCGGCACCGUGUGAGAGAAGGGAUGCGUUUGGCUUCAUCCGGCGACGAGUUGGCACGUCCUGUCUUUGUGUACACCCGGCCCACCUACAACGACCAUCCGGAACAGCUGACAGAGUUUGACCUGGUGUCCACCAUCGGGGAGAGUGUCGCUCUGGGAGCUGCAGGAAUCAUCAUGUGGGGAGAUGCAACACAUGCAAAAAACAAAACCACCUGCUCUGACCUGAACGCGUAUCUUCAGGGCACACUGAGCCAAUACCUCCUCAACGUCUCCACGGCAGCAGAGCUCUGCAGCCAGACCCUGUGCGGUUCCCACGGCCGCUGCCUUCGCAAACGUUGGGACAAGGAUGUUUACCUUCACCUCAACCCCCUCUCACACCGCAUCGAGAGGCAAAACGGCAAACUGACGGUGAUCGGCAAGCUAGGAGACCCAGACAAGGUGCUUCUUGACAUGGACUUUCAGUGCCAGUGCUACAGGGGCUUUCAGGGGAAAGGCUGUGAUCAUACAGACCAGCUGCACCAAAAAGGGGCGGCGACUCGAACCAGAACAUCAGCGCUCCAGUCUAUCAUCUUCCUGAUAACCGUUGUGCUCCUGUGUUAAUGUCAAAUGCAUCUUAGCAAAUCCGCUGCCUUGCAGAAAUAUUUAUUUACAUUGAUUUUCACAUUUUUAUUGUCCCAGAAAAGUGUGUUCGGUUAAUAUUUUAUAAUGAUAGACCAACACAAAAUGGUGCAUAAGAUCUGAGAGGGUUCACAGUUGGCUUUCUGUUUGUGCACUGCAAAAACACAACUUCCUACCAAAUAUUUUUGGUCUAGUUCAGUAGUGUCCAGCCUUUUUGCAAUGAGGGCAAAAAUCAGUACAUUAGAAGUCACAUGGGGUACAGAAAUGUUAUAUUUUUGUACCAUUUUUAAAAUUGCACCCUAUAUUUUGUAAGAGGAAAUAAUUUAUUUUUGGAAA